AUGGAACAUCUACCUCUUGUGGACAUACUGAGAGUGUUCAACAACCCGAUCAGUGAGGAGCAAGCUUGGGCCGUCUGCUACCAGUGCUCCCAGUUCUUGCUUGCCCACCCACUCCAGGAGUUCCUCCAGUUCAUUGUUGAUUCCGGGAUCCACAGCAUCUGGGUCAGCAAACAAGGAGAUGUUCUAGUCCAGGCGAGAGAGAUUGAAGCUGCCACACAUGUUGAGCAUCGUCCGCAAGAACCCCAACACAUGUACCUCUGUUUGAGGGUCUCCAUCCUGUGUGGUAAUUCUAGUUACACACUCCCUCGAUGGCUAUCAUUACCCCUCCGCAAAUUUCCUCCUGCUGUCCAGGCACUUGGCGCAAUCAUUUUUGAAACCCUAGACUACGGCAUUGAUCCGUCUGAAGAACGUGCAUUGAGCCACGAGUUGGAGUCACUGAUUGCAGCCAUGACUAAACCCGAGAACUCAUCGGAGGUGGAGCUGGAGGCGGUCAACGCUGCUGCUGCUGAUGAUGAGGGCAUUGUGGGCGAUGCUGAUGUUGAACAUGGAUUUUGCAUACAGGAUGUUAUCAGGAUUUGCAACCAACACGUCACUAGUAGCCAGGAUGCACAGCACCAUUACCGAGCUGUGUGUCGAGCUCUAGCCACGGAGGCCAGCGAGCUGUUCACAUUUCUAGACAAGAUUGCCUCGGCCAAAGAGAAACUAUCACACGACAAAGAUGUGGACGCCAAGAGACUGGAAGAACUCCAAACAGCUGACUGGGCUUGUCUGUGGGUGCAGGUGAUGAGGUCUCUAAGACAGGGUGUUCGUCUGAAGAAGGUAGAGCACAUUCACCUGCCCCCUUUAGAGUACGAGCUCACACCCUUUGAGAUACUUCUGGAAGAUAUUCGCUUACGCAGAUACACGCUGCAUAAAAUUAUGGUGAACGGGGAUAUUCCUGAAAGGGUAAGGAAGGACGCUCAUGACGUCAUCCUGGAGUUCAUCAGAUCCCGCCCUCCUCUGAGAAAGGUUGGCGAUCAGAAACUGAAAAAGCAACGAUCACAUUCGCCGAACCUACACGAACGUUUAUUACGGGAAAUACGAUCUAAACCUAAGCUUCGACCUGUCAGAGGUGGCAAACUGGUGG
Molecule: messenger RNA, 1126 nt
Organism: Candidula unifasciata
Lineage: Eukaryota; Metazoa; Mollusca; Gastropoda; Stylommatophora; Geomitridae
Source: the annotation of a GenBank genome assembly